UAUGCCUUUCAAACAGCGAAAAUUGCUAUGAUGGGAUACCGAUCAGUAGGUAAAUCAUCCCUCAUCAUACAAUUCGUAGAAGGACAAUUUGUGGACUCGUACGACCCUACGAUAGAAAACACUUUCACAAAGUACAUUCGCUUGAACUCAACUGAAUAUGAAGUAAAGCUUGUGGACACAGCAGGACAGGAUGAAUAUAGUAUAUUUCCAUUACAAUACAGCAUGGAUUUUCAUGGCUAUGUUUUAGUUUAUUCUAUCACUUCAAGCAAGAGUUUUCAAAUAGUACAAAUUAUUUAUGACAAACUUUUAGAUAUGGUGGGCAAAAUACAUGUCCCUAUAGUUUUAGUUGGUAACAAAACAGAUCUUCACUUGGAAAGGAAAAUAAGCACUGAAGAAGGUAAAAGGCUAGCUGAGAAAUGGAAGGCUGCAUUUGUAGAAACUAGUGCAAAAAGAAAUGAGUCUGUAACUGACAUGUUUCAUGCUAUACUGUCAGAAAUAGAGAUCAGAUGGACAUAUACCAGACAAAAUGGAUGUGUUGUUUCCUAAUCCAAAAGUUUAUUUAAUGAACAAAGUGCUUUUUACUUAAGCUAAAGUGAUUUAGAUCUAGUGUUUGUAUGUGCACAGCUAUUAUCUAGCAAUUAGUUUGGGGAACAAGACACCUUAUCACUGACAUUGUCAUAGCCAAAGUUUAGUUACAAUUUGUUACUGUAUACUUACUAUUAAUAAGUUACAAGCAUAAUUGUGAUGGUUGCUUUUCUGAUGAUUUUACAGUUUGCUUUAAAUCUUCAAUAGUAAUCUCUUUUGAUGAAUAUUACUAAGUUUGCAUGGGACAAAUGAUCAAAACAUAAAAGUGG
Manduca sexta (tobacco hornworm) is the source of this 854-nucleotide messenger RNA. RefSeq names its product GTP-binding protein Rheb homolog. Gene Ontology annotation, molecular function: GTP binding; GDP binding; GTPase activity. The record is from RefSeq and is a predicted model, not a curated record. Gene Ontology annotation, biological process: small GTPase-mediated signal transduction. The annotation marks the transcript as partial. Lineage: Eukaryota; Metazoa; Arthropoda; Insecta; Lepidoptera; Sphingidae. The transcript has 5 exons. Gene Ontology annotation, cellular component: plasma membrane.